This is a messenger RNA of Cydia pomonella (codling moth), 2530 nucleotides long. RefSeq lists its product as uncharacterized. The record is from RefSeq and is a predicted model, not a curated record. NCBI's taxonomy places the organism in Eukaryota, Metazoa, Arthropoda, Insecta, Lepidoptera, Tortricidae. Gene Ontology annotation, cellular component: cytoplasm. Gene Ontology annotation, molecular function: ubiquitin protein ligase binding. Gene Ontology annotation, biological process: proteasome-mediated ubiquitin-dependent protein catabolic process; regulation of proteolysis. Bases 399 to 1274 code for a protein of 291 amino acids. The transcript is spliced from 2 exons.
UAAUUUAAUGUUAUUCUAAUGAAUACUGAGGUUAUCUAAAAAUGGUCAAAUUACUUACUUACUGGAACUCGGAAAAUUUGACCCUGAAAUUGAAAUCACGUAAGGAAAGGGCCAAAUUGUUAUAUUAGACCCCUUUACUUGUAAUUUUAUUAUUUUAGGCUAGUAACACUGUUUUUACUAUAUUUGGUACUUUACCGAUAUCUACCGACCCGAUAUUUAAUUUAAUACUUAUCUUCUAUUUUAUUUGCACACGGCAUUAGUUUUGUGAGUUCAAAUUCCUCUGUAAUAAAAUAGACUACUUCCAGUAUUCAUCUUAAUCUGAAGAGAAAUACAUAGUUUUUCACUUAGAUACUUACGUUACCGGUUGCGUUAACUCGCGACAUUCCACACGAUUCACCAUGCCAAUCCAUUGCAAUAUUGAAACACAACAGUUAGGUUCAUUAUUGAAACUGAAAUGCCUGAUCAGCACGACUGAAAAUAAUUGUGAAUUUAUAAGUAAUGCCUUAAAUGUAAAUGACUUGGCUAUGGUGUCUUUAAAAUUUGUGGUUAAAGAUAAAUAUUUAAAUACUUUUAUUUGUUCAUUGACACAUGCUAAAGCUAAGGAUUUCCUAAUUAAGGUAAAAGUUCAAGAGGGAACAUCAUCAUACUGUGAGUGGAUUUGCAGAAAUGAUGGGCAAUAUAAGCAAGUUGGUUACCCUAUUAUUCUGUGGAAUUGUAGUACAAGGUGUGUGGUACAGGAUGUGUGGAGUGGGCUGUUGAAUCUUACAGUAUCAGCCAGCAAGAUCUUAUGUGGCUUGCCUGUUAAGCUAUAUAAAGAUGAAGAUUUUACCGACUUCAAUUUAAGCUGUGCUGAAGGCAGUGUGGCCAUCCACAAAUCCCAUAUGGCAGCCCAUAGUGAUGUCUUCAAGACAAUGCUUAGCCAAGAGUGGAAGGAGACCAAGGAAGGCCUAAUCCAGAUACCAGGUGUCACUCUGCAGACCGUCCAGAAUUUAAAAAAAUACAUGUACUUGGGAGUACUGCCCGAUGAUGACCUGCAGUCAUUGCUGUUGAUCGCUUCUUGUUAUCUCAUGGAAGAUCUGAAGGCAGAAUGUGUUUUGAAACUCAGCCAAACUGUUAAACCUGAAGAUUUGUACAAUCUAUUUAAAUUCGCCGUUGUUAAUGAAUUACCAGAGCUGACAUUCGCUAUUAUGAAAGGAACUCCAGAGAAAGUUGUUGAAGAUGCUGAAAAUAUAUGUAUGAAGAGGAAUGACGAGAAAGAAACAAAAGAGGAAUAAUUAAUUUGUUUUUUCUAUAUUAAGAUUUUAUGAUAAUUACAAUUUUUUAGCAUUUAGUUUUUGUUUAGUGCACAAUAUUAGUUAUAAACUGAUUUAUCUGUAACCAAAAUAUUAAAUCACUUGCUUGCCUAGAUUACGAAUGGUCACUACUCACAGGCAUUAUUUUUCUUGAAGAAUAUUAAAGUAACUACUUACAUUAGUUGCAUCCUAUUCUUGUGUUGUACUAGUAAAGAUUAAUUGAUUGUGUAAGAUGUGGUAACACUAAGACAAAUUAGUGCUUCAAUUUUAAUAGCUAAUGUAAAAGGUGCUGUACAUAUCCAUAUAUUAUGUGGUAACUCUGGUCGCCACAUAAUAUAUGAAGUUACCACAGAACAUGGCGCCGAAUAGUGCAAUGUUUUGGUUGUCAAACCCGGGGGCACGAUUUUUCUUUUACAAGCAAUGAAUGUAUACAUAUGUAGAAUAGAUACUGUGAGAGCACCAAAGUGUGGUGAUCGCGAGUCUUAUGUCUAUCUAGUUUAUAAGUUAUCAUUAAGGUUACUUACUCACUGCUGUGGCGCAACGACGCAAAGAGGAUCUUGUUCUCCGACUGUCCAAAGCCGUUUAUGUCCAACUGGACAUAAACUGUCAACUGACAGCGCCGAGUUCCCUAGGUCUUUUUGCACGUCGUCUCUCCAGCGGAACUAGGGCGUCCUGACGAUCUUUAGUUUGUUUUAGGUAUUUAGUUAUUAUUUACGAUUUUAAUUUUAACCUAUUAGGUGUAUUCGGGUAAUUGCCACUGCUUCAGAAUGUCGACUAGUUCUGAAAAUCAACCAUAAUUCCAUCACACCAAGAGUCCAUUGUUGGAAUUACCUGAAUAUAGUUAUUUUACUUUAUAUGGGGUUUCUACCCAAUAUUUUCAGAUGUGUGAGUGGCUUUAUCCACAAUAUAAUCACUAAAUACUAUUCAAUUUAAAUUGUUUAACCGUACGUUUGGAAAUGUGGUACCUACCAAGUUCAAUGUUGAAAAAACUUUUUUGUAUUAUCUUUAUUCAGUGGCGGAUUUACCCUAAGGCCAAGUAGGCCUGGGCCUAGAGCGGCGAGAUAAUUAGGGGCGGCACUCGGCAGUCUACCUAUAUGAUGGGUGCGCUGAGAAAGGGGCGGCUAGUACUUAUUACAGGGCCUGGGGCCUAGAGCGGCAGACACUGCAAAUCCGACACUGUCUUUAUUCUUUAAGUUGUAAGCUGAUUAAAGAAAAUAAAACAAGUUAUAAAGCAAUAA